AUGGGUUUAGGUCGGCUUCGAAUUGUUUCGAAAAAGGUAUCUAAUACUUUAUUUUCACUAGUGAACAAAGGAUAUUGUCCAUUUCAAGUUGAUGCAACGAAUGCACAAAGCACAUCAACUAAUUAUACUCGCGUGGCACCACUUGCAAGUCUUCACAAUGCAUCACCACAAUGUCUAAAUCAAACAACAUCAUCAUCAAGUACUUUUAAUUCAUCACAGGUUAAUAAUAAUCAUCGAUUAUUAAGAAUAAUUUUUACUCGAUCUUUUCAUAUAGGACAGUUUAUCAGUAUUGUACAAAGAUCAUAUCGAUCGAAUGAGUUUCGACGACGAAAAUAA
Molecule: messenger RNA, 336 nt
Organism: Rotaria sordida
Lineage: Eukaryota; Metazoa; Rotifera; Eurotatoria; Philodinida; Philodinidae
Source: the annotation of a GenBank genome assembly